Molecule: messenger RNA, 634 nt
Organism: Ixodes scapularis (black-legged tick)
Lineage: Eukaryota; Metazoa; Arthropoda; Arachnida; Ixodida; Ixodidae
Product: complement C1q tumor necrosis factor-related protein 5
Exons: 6
Coding region: 1-531 (176 amino acids)
Source: RefSeq, a predicted model, not a curated record
AUGAAGCGUUUGGCUCUCCCAAUAUUGGUUCUCUGUUUGACCAACCUUGUGGUUGCAAAGAGAUCCAUGGGAAAAUAUCCCUCUAAACGAGACAUCCGAAUGGGCAUGAUGACCGUCCCAUGGGAAGAAGGGAGAUCGCCCAGUGGCAACCUUGGAGGGAGUUCCAAUGGCGGCGGAAUGCCUGGAGCACCUGGAGAAUCGGAGUCAGGUGGGUCACCUGGAGAUCGUGGACCCCGUGGAUUUGGGUCAGCUCCUCAAGCAUUUCGUGGAUCUUCUCAACCCGAUGAACUACCUAGGUCAGAGAUGCCAACUACACCUUCUGGAGAUGAAUCAAAGUAUUUUUCACCCGUUAAUGAGCCCGAUGAGUAUAGUAGGUCUGACCUCUCUACUCCCACCACUAACUCUACCAAAUCGUCAGCAUCUGUUAGGUCGGACGAACAGGCAGUACCAAACACACGUCCCAAAAGAAGUCCUCCUGGGCUACCUACGACGGAGUCCACACCACACACUGGGAAGACUGGAAGUGGUUAGGAACCUACCGAAGGCCACUGGCACUGAUGUGGGAAAAGAUAACCUUAAAAGAAGAUGACCACAAUUUAUGAAAACGGUCUAAUAAAAACAUUAUUUGAACCAC